UUUUUCUGAAGUUGCUUUUCGUGUCGCCCUUUCAGCCACGCAAUCUGUAGAUCAUUCACUUGAUGGCCUGCCCAAAAAACUGGAAGAAGGCAAGGACAAGAAGGGCACCUGCAGCCUCUCCCGCAUGGACAGCACCACCUGCCUCUUUCCCGUGGAAGAGAAAGCCGUGGAGUACUACUUCGCCUCGGAUGCCAGCGCUGUGAUUGAACACACCAACAGGGUGAUUUUUCUGGAAGAUGAUGACGUGGCAGCCGUGGUUGAGGGCCGCCUCUCCAUACAUCGGAUCAAGCGAACUUUUGGAGAUCAUCCUAGCCGGGCGGUUCAGACCCUCCAGAUGGAGCUGCAACAGAUCAUGAAGGGCAACUUCAGUUCGUUCAUGCAAAAGGAAAUAUUUGAGCAGCCAGAAUCUGUCGUGAACACCAUGAGAGGGAGAGUCAACUUCGAUGACUACACAGUGAACCUCGGGGGCUUGAAAGACCAUAUCAAGGAGAUCCUGCGAUGCCGGCGUUUGAUCCUCAUCGCUUGUGGGACAAGCUACCACGCAGGCGUCGCUACUCGCCAAGUGCUGGAAGAACUGACGGAGCUGCCUGUCAUGGUGGAGCUGGCCAGUGACUUCUUGGACAGAAAUACUCCCGUCUUCCGUGAUGAUGUCUGCUUCUUCAUCAGCCAGUCAGGGGAGACGGCCGACACCUUGAUGGCCCUUCGGUACUGCAAGGAAAGGGGAGCCCUCACAGUGGGCAUCACCAACACCGUCGGGAGCUCCAUUUCACGGGAGACGGACUGCGGGGUGCAUAUCAACGCAGGGCCAGAGAUCGGGGUGGCCAGCACAAAGGCCUACACGAGCCAGUUUGUCUCCCUGGUAAUGUUUGCGCUCAUGAUGUGCGACGACAGAAUUUCUAUGCAAGAACGGCGGAAAGAAAUCAUGCGAGGCCUCAAGUUGCUGCCAGGCUUGAUCAAGGAAGUGCUGAGCAUGGACGACGAGAUCCAGAAGUUGGCCACUGAGCUCUACCAACAGAAGUCCAUCCUCAUUAUGGGGAGGGGGUAUCACUACGCGGCCUGCCUGGAAGGCGCCCUGAAAAUCAAAGAGAUUACCUACAUGCACUCGGAGGGCAUCUUGGCCGGUGAGCUGAAGCACGGACCCCUCGCCCUGGUGGACAAGCUGAUGCCCGUCAUUAUGAUCAUCAUGCGGGACAACACCUACGCCAAGUGCCAGAACGCCCUGCAGCAGGUCAUGGCGCGCCAGGGGCGGCCUGUCGUGAUUUGUGAUAAGGAAGAUAUCGAGACCAUCAAAAAUAACAAGCGCACCAUCAAAGUUCCCCACUCGGUGGACUGUCUGCAGGGCAUCCUGAGUGUGAUUCCUUUACAGCUGCUGGCUUUCCAUCUGGCCGUUCUCAGGGGCUACGACGUUGACUUUCCAAGAAACUUGGCCAAAUCUGUCACGGUUGAAUGAGGUGCUCGCCCAAGGUUGACACAAGGGAUUCCCCCUCCCCCUCCUCCUUCACUUCUCGUACUGAAAAACGCUGAUUUUAGAAACAUUUCUCCCGUGACCAAUUCUUACUUCCGAUGUAGAAAAACCUUUAUACUGUAAUUGUUGCGCUUGUGAUAGUUAGGAGCUGAAUCCACAAAGCUCCUGGUUAGCAUGGAUCAGUGGCAGCGAAGUCAAGAGUCCUGGGUUUUUUUCUCCUUAUUUUCUUUUUUUUAAAAAAAAACCUGUUUAUUGUAAAA
Notechis scutatus (mainland tiger snake) is the source of this 1725-nucleotide messenger RNA. The record is from RefSeq and is a predicted model, not a curated record. NCBI's taxonomy places the organism in Eukaryota, Metazoa, Chordata, Lepidosauria, Squamata, Elapidae.